GCGGAACACUGAGCUCACGUUAUGGAAGCUGUGAGGUGCUCAGUGGAGUGUUGGGCAGAUUUUGGAGACUUGCUUUCUGCUAAAAUAAUCCGCAAAGGAGCAGAUGUGUAUUUAAGCACCGGGACUGAAGAAGUGUUUGUAUUUAGCGGACAAGAGAAAAGAGUACAUACUAUACUGACGUUUAAUUCAGCUGUAAGAUCUCUGGCUGUUAGUGAGGAUCAGCUGUAUGCUCUGUGUGAGGAUGGUGGACUUUACUGCACCCCUGUCUCACAGAACUCCAGUUCCUCCACUGGACAUUGCGAUGACCCUGCCUUAUCCAUGGUCUCCAAAGACUCCAUAAGACUUGUAAUCAAAGAUGAGAAUGUCAGUUCUUUUAUUAUAACAGAGGGAGUACUGGUUACAGUCAGUCUGCAAGACUCUACCUGGAGUUUUAACCUCUAUAAGGAAGCAAGUUGUUCAACCAGAUCCACACUAAUUCAGAAGCUUGCAGGGUUCCCAUUCCCAGCUGUUGCAACAGUUCCAAACAACACAACAGAUGCCAGAGACUGGAUGUUGGACUCACUUCCAACAUUAACAUCUAUCUACCCCAGCUCUUCCUCUAAGGAGCAUAGGAAUAAACAUAAUUACUAUCUCAAUUCUCUCCUUUUUAGACUUUUAUUUGGAGUUGAUGCAGCUCUUGUAAAUUCUCCAGUCAUUUUUUGUGGUUUACCCGAUGGGCGGAUUGUUUUUUUUCCUCUUCUCCUUCCCGCACUUACCACCUCAAGGGGAGAACUCAAGCAACCGAUCAGGAUUCUGUACAGCUUGGAGCAGCCAGUCACAUAUAUUGGCACCUCUGUGAUUGGGGAGCUGGGUCCACAAAGUCUGGUUGUGAUUGGUCAGAGAGGAAGAAUCCUGCUGGUCAGAGCUAAUCAAACAACUUCUGAUGGAAAGCCAGCAGAUUACAAUUUCAUUGAGCAUACAGUGCAGAAUCCUGUUGUGUGUGCCUGUGUCGAUGGUGAACAUCUAUACUACAGUACCUUUACAAACAUGUUCACUCUGUCCCUGAGCAAGAUCUUUACAUCAUCAUCAGACGUCACAACAGUAUCAGAGGCAAAGAGCACCAAACAAGAGAAGCCUUCUGUUUUCCCACAGAAUGCAGUCUGUCUGAAUGUGUGUCGAGUAAUCUCAAUAGCUGAGCCUUCAGUCAGUCAUACAGGCUGUGUGCAGAUGCUGGCAGUGUCUCUCAGUGGAAAACUCCUUCAUGUGUCCCUCCCUCAGGAGCCGGGCAAAGCAUGUUUGUCUAGGCUUUCUUCAUUACAAGCAGGCCAGAAGGUGAAAGACCUCCUGGCUGGCAUUGGAAAUGUCUGGGAAAGAGCAUCAGCAUUGAAACACCAGCUGCAGAUGAAGAAUGACACACUGAAGUGUUUAAACCAAGUCCUUACUAUCUGCCACCUGCUUUUAAACAGUAAGGAUCAAGAGAUCUGCAACGACAAGCCUCUAAUCAGCUGCCAUGGUUUUCCUAAAUGGAAUACUUUGCUUCAGAAAGAUUCAUUAGAACUUACUUGUAUAUUGGAAAACUUGAGUGGAUGUGCUCUGGACCAAGGGUGGACACUUUGCCUUCAAGUGCAGUCUGUCUGUUCUCUCCACACAGGGGGAACAUCUAGAACUUAUUCAUUUACUUUAAAGAAAUUAGACUGUGGCCAAAAAAUAGAAGUGACUGUACCUCUCGAUAGUGAUGGUGACAUUUUUCUACCAGUUCAGAUCCAGUGCUUGCUGGUCUACUCGCUACAAUCUUUAUUUAACCCAGAGAAAUCCAGAACAUUCUGUGCUAAUGAUGUCCCACUGUCUCAGCUUCUCACAGACACUAGUUGCAUCAGUCUGCCUCUGAGUUCUUUAACACUGGACUGGCUGGAUGCUUUAAGGAUAGUAGACCCCGGUUCACAAAGUGGAGGUAUUCCCAAACAGAUAAGCUCUUGGGAAGCCACCUACAUGCUUCUCAGUUCCAGACAGAUUCACACAGAAGCUGUACCCAAUACAGCCCCCUACACGGUAGCAAUUAACAUAUCGUCAGAUCUCCUGAGAAGCAGACUCAACAUCCAGAACUGCAGCAGUGCGGUGCUGUGCAUCUCUGUGCUGAAAUGGCUGGUGUGUGGAACUUCUAAGGAGGAUGGACAAAAGCUAGUACAGAGUCCAGUGGUGUGUGUCUAUGGGCCAGACGGACACGCGGUCAGACUGCUGACCAAAGAGGUCAUACUGAGUGACUUCAGUGCUCAAGGGCCUCUGCCUGUGAUUGAGGUUCAAGUGGAAAGUUCAUCCAUGGCAGCCGUGUGUGGAUUACAUCACGCUGUGCUACAGCGUGCACAGGUGCUUCUUAAAGAUGCUGGUGAAAAAUGUGAGAGUUCUGCACAGCUGAGAUGUCAGCGCUUAUGUGAGGCUGUUUGGCAUCUUGAGUCUGUUUUUAAGGAUCUGCAGGACUGCCAUGAACCAGCUGCUUUUGAUGGAGGGAUGAAACCAACAAGAGCACCCGAGUCACUGUUUCAGCUCUACUUGCAACUGAGACAGAAUCCACUGGUUAUAAUCUAACAGAUCACACUGGUGUACAUUGAUUUAAAACAUGAUUCCAAGUAUUUUAACAACUGGUUAACUGGUUAAUUAUUCACUUAAACACUGUUUAACGUUUUGAAUCAAAACAUCGACUUUCAAAAAUACUGUGAUGUUUACACCUGAUCAAUUUGUCUGAAUUGCAUCCUAAUACAAUUGUAGCUUCAUGUGUUUAGCACUUCUUCAGUUUAGGUCUUCAUGUUGAAUAACAAUGGUUUGUAAUUCUGCAUAAUACAUAAUAAUUGUUUUUCAACACCACAAGUAUAAAGAUGUGAAACAUUGAUUAAAAGUUUAUUUACUACUAGCAAGAGACAAGUAUUCAAUGGAAAUCUUGGUAUUUCAAAAAUUAAAUGACUAAA
Molecule: messenger RNA, 2939 nt
Organism: Trichomycterus rosablanca
Lineage: Eukaryota; Metazoa; Chordata; Actinopteri; Siluriformes; Trichomycteridae
Gene: faap100
Product: FA core complex associated protein 100
Exons: 10
Coding region: 22-2562 (846 amino acids)
Biological process (GO): interstrand cross-link repair
Cellular component (GO): Fanconi anaemia nuclear complex; nucleoplasm
Molecular function (GO): protein binding
Source: RefSeq, a predicted model, not a curated record